Messenger RNA from Paramacrobiotus metropolitanus, 3881 nucleotides. RefSeq lists its product as uncharacterized. Gene Ontology annotation, cellular component: ciliary inversin compartment. The transcript is spliced from 3 exons. Bases 309 to 3452 code for a protein of 1047 amino acids. Gene Ontology annotation, biological process: protein localization to ciliary inversin compartment. The record is from RefSeq and is a predicted model, not a curated record. Gene Ontology annotation, molecular function: protein binding. Lineage: Eukaryota; Metazoa; Tardigrada; Eutardigrada; Parachela; Macrobiotidae.
GAGUGAGUACAAACAAACGACGAGUAUCGUCGUAUUCACUUGUCAGUGCUCCCAAUGGUUUUCCUGAUUUAGAACUUACUGGAACCGCUGGAGCACAUCUUGGUACCGCGGAAUCUAACAGUAACUGGGAAUGGUGUUUUUUCUGUCUGAAUUGUGCAAUUUCGGAACAGACGUUAAUAUUCACCUCAUCCUCAGAAUUCCAGUUUGGCUAAUGGAGAUUGGAGAGUAGUUUGUGCACACUGAUGGACUACGCUACGAGUUUUUUCUCUUAAUGUUGUUAAAUUUCAAGAACGGACGGCAGUGAUAAGAUGAAGUCGGCUGGAUCGCGUUGUUUCGAUUGCACUGUUGUGCACAAUGUGCAGAUAAUGCAGAUUGACAAAUCAGUUUUCGUAACGUCGUCUUACGAAAUACCACCUGGUCUGUUUAUCAGAAUUACGGAGCAUGUAAAUAUGGAGAACGAAUUACUGGAGACUGAGCAGUCGUAUUAUUCUAAACCCUGUCUGAAAGACUGCGUUGUAAUUGACAUUAUGGAGGAAACUGCUUGCGGUGUGAAGGACUUAUCCGAUUCGGGAAUCGGACAGUCGUCCGUGCAUUCCCACCUGACGCCUGACUCGCCACCGGCAGAUUUGGAUUCUCUACAAACGAUCACCUUGCUGCCAUCAUUACUAGAAUUUCGAGACCAACUCCUCGAGGAAUUCGGGAGAUUCUGUUUAGACAAUGUGACCACGCAGGCAGACGCCGGCGUUCAGUGGCCUGCGGCAUCGAAGAUGGAAAGCUGGAUCAGUGGUCUGGUAGCCAAAUCGGCGCAACUUGAAGACAAUACUUCCGGAAAAGCGGCUGUUGAUAGUUUUUUGAAUGAUCUAUUGUUGUUUGCUGUGCGGAACGGUCCUGAUUCCCUUCUGACUGCUUUGCUCAACUUGGGUUUAGUCCUCCCCGGACAGCAGUUGACGAAUAACUUCACCGCCCUGCAGACUGCGGCGUUAUGGAGGAAUAAAUCUGCGCUGGUGCAGUUCGGCCAUACAGAACCGGAAGCGAUGAUUGAGGGCUUUAUUGAAGGCUUGCAUCUGGAUUACUGCCGUGCCAGCAGUCCGCUGGAUAGUACCGUACUCGAGCACGACGACACGACGGUCAUUCUUAAACCGUUUUAUUACGACGUUCCAUUUACACUGCAGCUGGUCACCGUACUGCUUCGACUGAAGGCGAUGGGUGCCGAUGUACAGCUGUGGAAUUCUUUACUCUUUUCGGCCGUCAAGAAUGGACAGAGCACAUUGUGUGAAUUGUUGAUUGUGGUCUUCGGAGGCGAUGUUAACUACUGCGAGGACAUCUCCCAGCGGACGCCGCUCCAUGUGGCUGCCGCCCGGGGCCAUUUUUCCGUGUUCAGACUGCUGCUGCAACACAAUGCUAAUCCCAAUGCCGUUGCAGCGGACAACAGUUUGCCGGAAGAGCUAUGUCGCGGAUCACUUCGGCACCGCUUUAAGGAAGAGCUAAUGCCACUUCGAUGGGGGCGGUAUCAAACUAUAAAAAGCGCUGCGGUUGCUAGUAAUUUACUUCACUCUACAGUUUCCGCGUAUGAUCUGACGGUCACUUUUGGCGAAGAAGGGCCUCUGAUUUUCUGGAUUUUGGACCAACCCGGAAGCGAGGCAUUAUUGAAAGAUGCGCUGAAAAUUUCCCAUAUGCCACUUAAUAUUCAACAUCCGCAAAAUGGACAAUCGUUGUUAAUAAGAGCAGUGGUUCAGAAGAAGAUGAUUCUACUUGAAGCUUUGUUAGAAAGUGGAAUAUGCACGUCGUUACGGGACUUUUCAGGAAGGUCAGCGCUCGACUACGCUGUACAGGACGAUAAAUUAGAAAUAGUCCAGACCAUGAUGAAAUAUCGUAUUUGUUGGACAGGACUGCAGCAAGCGAUCCAGGAAGCCAAAUCGGCCAGUGUGUCCGAUAUAUUACGAAUUACUUCCAAGAAACGGCAGUCGCAAGUCGUGCGGCCGGCAGUUUUUGCGGCUGCAGCCGGCGAAAGUCAUUCCUUGACCGUUCUCGAACCAGGAGACGACAUCAACAUUCUCAACUCCCGUGAAGAAAGCCCGGUCUUUUUAGCGGCCGGAAAUGGUCAGCUGAAAGCCUUGCAAGUUUUUGUUGAAUAUGGAGGCGAUGUAACUAAACGCCAUCGUCCAACCAUGGACACUGUCCUGCAUGCUGCUGCUCGUGGGGGACACGCUGAUAUCAUUGCUUUUGUCGUGCAGCUGAUCUGUAAGGAGAAAAGAACAAUUUGUUUGAAUGCCUUGAAUUGUUACGAACAGACGCCAGUAUACUUGGCCGCCGAAGGGGGACAUGCGGACGCGUUGAAGAUGCUGUUGUCGCUGGGUGCCAGUUGUUGCGGUUAUUUUCGAGACGGGAUCCUCUUGCAUUCACGAUAUGAAUCCGUACAAGCCGUUCUGGAUGCCCAUAGAUUACCCCGACAGAUCGCCAUUUUCCGAUCGAUUGAGAAAAGCGAUUUGAAAACUCUGAAAGCAAUGUGGCAGUCGCAGUUCGACCAUUACUUUCGUGAUCAUAUCGGUGAUACGCCCUUGAUGGUAGCAGCACAGUCUGGUAACCUGAAGAUUUUGGAUUUCCUUCUGGAGAGCGCGGAACAAGAAUGCCGGCCUUUUGAUGCGGAAUCGAAGUCUGUUCAAGUGGAUAAAGGAUUGGACAUAGUUAACAUUGCUCAAGCAGAGUAUCAAAAUGUUGGCGAUGUUAAAACUAUGCAGGACGCGAGUCGAAGCGGUCGUCAGAACGCAUUCCAGUACAUCUCCGGUAACACUGAGACCACGAAUACUGACUGUGUAUUAACGAUUUUUCGUGACAACUACACCAUAAAUCACGUCUCAGCGAUAAAUGUUGUGGACGGGUGUUGUGCGGUACACCGGGCCAUCGAAGUGGGCGACAAUGUUUCCGUUGUACGGUUGCUGAUAAAAAAAGAUCCAUUUUGUGCAAAUAUCCAGGAGCACAAUGGUUUCACCCCAUUGCAUUUGGCAGUUGUUUUGCGGAGAAAAAGUAUAAUCAAGUAUCUCCUACAAGUACCGGAAGUCGAUCUUUACGCAACUGACCUUCUGGGACGGUUGCCGGAAGAGCUGGCUUGGAGUGAGUCCAUCCUGGGCCGCGUAAUGAAAACACGGACGGAGAUGUCGACGUCCUGGACGUACAUGUGUGAUCAACAAAUACCGCUGAGUACGGCGGACGGCCUGUCAAGUUGGACACGGAGAUUCCGCAGUGUCGGCUCGGGAUAUUCGGACCACGCCAGUGGGUCGGAUUUGGAGCAUAACUGCAGCCGCUUCGUGGGUAAUACGUCGGCUAGUCAAGAUGGUGUUCAGGAGUAUCUGGACAGGAAACUGGAGGAUCGGUCCAGAAAGCAUCAAAUGGAAAGAGACGUCUAUGAAUCUUAUGGAAAUUAUGACUAUCCAUUACGGAUCGGAUUUUUUUAAGUUUUAAUUACUAGAAAUUGUAGUUACUGUACUCGUAAAUUUUAUGGAAUUGAUAAUUUUUUGGUAAAACGACUCAUUUAUUUCUUAAUAAUGAACUGAACAAUAUUAUUUGAGAAAACGCGUUUUGCAAAUUGCAGAUGAAAAUCAUAAUACACCAUUACAAAACUAACUGGUCAGAGUGUGCGACACUGCGACCAAUAUAAUACUUAUCGUUAUAAUACUUAUACUUGCCCUUGUACCUACCUAAUGGUAUGUCUGAUUGAUAUCUAUACUUCGAAGUGCCGGAAUACAGAAUGAAAUUAUACCUUAGAACUAUAACACCGCAAAAAUGGAAUAAAAAUAAAUUUUAUUCUGCAUAUAACUGGACAAAUAUUUCAUCAAAACGGUAACGUAAUAUGAAAUUAAAAAAAAAACUUCUGAUAAGGAUUA